AUGGGAUUCGAUCAAUAUGGAAUUCAACCACCAGAAUUUGAGGAAUUCGGAGAAUUCUAUGAAUUUGAGGAUAUUUUGGAUAUUGAGGAAUCAGAUGAAAGUGAGAUACAUGCUUGGUGUGAACCACUUGGUGCCUUGAAUGAUAUUCUUGAAAAGAACCCUAAACUUUUAAAAGGGAUGUCUAAAAAAUUAAUUCCAAAAAUGAGUUAUUGUGAUACAUUAUUGAUAUUUUUUGAAAACGGGUUUCAUUUGUUUUUGGAAGAAUUGAAAUGGUUAGACAAGGACUAUAACUUAAAAAAUUUUCAUUCAAGAAAGAAGUUUUAUAAGAGGCUUGAAAAGAGGAUGAGAAAAUUGCAUAAGUUUAUGUCUACUGAUAUUGAAGUUGAUGGCGAAGUUUUCACGAAGUUGAUAACAUUUGCUCGUUUUGCUUUUAUAAAGGAUACGAUCAAAAGUUCCCACGAUAUCACUUUGAGAGAUAUUAGGAUAAUCUUAAAAGAUCAUCACUAUUCGGCUUAUGCUGAGAUAUUUAAGUCCAACUACAGUGAUUAUAAAGAAAACUCGUACUGGGAUAACAGAAUUUCGCUCAAAAAUCUGAGAUUCUUAUACGAAUUUUUACUUGAAAUGGAUUUGGUUCCGCGAUUAGCUAGCUAUUAUGAACUUGCACCAUUAUUGUUCAAGUUAUCAAAAGCAAACAAUUUUGCUGCGAAAGCUUCUAAAGAAUUUUUGAAACAGUUAACACUUUCAGAAAUUGUUGAUUCAAAGAAUGUCACAAAAUGCAUAAAUAUGAAUGAUUCUUGUUCCAACUAUCAAAUCUGUGAGGAUAAAUUCACCAAUUUUGUCUUGAACUUUAUGUUGACUACUAACAGAAGCUGGGAAGAUACCAAAAACCAAAUUACCAUGGGACCAAACCCUAGCUCCAAACAGUGUGAUUUGACAUUUUUUGAUCUACUUGUUCGAACUCCAGAAUUAACAGAGAAAAUUUUCAGUGACCCUGCAUUGGAGAGAGAGUAUAACAGGUUCUGGAACUAUCCAAGUGUUCCUACUGAUACCGCUGCAUUUGAGGAUGCACCUGUGUUGCAACAAAUUAGAGACGAGCUAGGUGAACUGUUUGAGUCGUUUAAUAGUGCAUCUGAGUUGGUUCUGUCAAUCAAGGAAUUGAGUUCAGACUACGAUCAGGUGUGUUCAAAUAUUGUUGAAGCUUCCCGCUAUUUUGGUGACAAUUUAGUUGCGUUGGAUGAACUCAUUAUUCGCUAUCAUGAAGUCAAUAAACUGGAAAAUGAAAGUAUUAUUAAUACCGAAUAA
Messenger RNA from Candida tropicalis MYA-3404, 1302 nucleotides. RefSeq lists its product as uncharacterized. The transcript has a single exon. The coding region runs from base 1 to 1302 and encodes 433 amino acids. The record is from RefSeq and is a predicted model, not a curated record. Lineage: Eukaryota; Fungi; Ascomycota; Pichiomycetes; Serinales; Debaryomycetaceae.